UUUGGACCGGCAUUACUCGCACAGACACAGCAUACACCGCCAUUUCCUUCGCAUCUCAGUAUUUCUGUGGGCAGCCGGCUGGUUUACGACCUCUCUCAUCGGGGAACAAAGGGAAAUACAGAAAAAUGAAGCUCGAACAGUUAAGUAUCUUAUAUUUGACUGGCGACAUUUCUUUUCCUGUAGCUGAAGAAACAGGAUGGUUAGAGCAUAUUCUCAAGAACACACUUACAAGCACCCGUGGGAACGUGUUACUUCUGCAUCUUGGCGCAAAUUUGCCGACCCUGAGAACAAACGCACUCUUUCUCACAUCCUUGAGGUUGAUACUUUGAGCCACAGGCUUGAACCUAGCUCUGGGAAGCUGUACACUACUCGGGCUAUAACAAUUCACGCUCCCGGGCCGUGGUUUCUUCGUAAAAUCAUUGGUCAGGACAUCUGCCACUGCGUGGAAUCGACUGUUGUCGAUGCAAAGUCUCGCUCGAUGCAGCUUGCCACCCGUAAUAUCAGUCUCCAGAAGUUCGUUGAAGUGGAAGAGAAGAUUAGGUAUGAGCCCCACCCGGAGAAUCCUAAUGGAUGGACAAUAUGCAGGCAGGAAACUAGUAUACGGAUAAAGCCCUUGUCAGCAUUGGCAUCGAUGGCUGAGAAAAUAGAGCAGAGAUGCGUGGAGAAGUUUCAGCAUAAUAGUGCCAAAGGAAGAGAGGUUAUGGAGAGGAUCUGCAAGUAUCUUGAAGCUGAAUCCAGGGGAUUUUCUGUUUAAUUCUGAUCUCUGUCAACAUAGCCUUUCUUGAUCUAGUUCUCACUUCUUGGUAGAACAUUAUACAACAGUUUUGACAGAAAAAUGAACAGAAUGGAUGCCAGAGGUUGAUGUUGUAUUGCCUCAUUCUAGACUUGGUAUCAUGUUGUGAUAAUACGGUGUCCCGACUAACAUUGACGAUGACAAACAUGUAUUGCAAGGUGGAAUAAACCUGCGACAUGUAAUGUUGCAGGCAUCUUGAAUGCUCUCUUGGUAUUAGUAACAUGUUUAAUCCAUUUCGUCUCA
This is a messenger RNA of Sesamum indicum (sesame), 1036 nucleotides long. RefSeq lists its product as uncharacterized. Gene Ontology annotation, cellular component: mitochondrial intermembrane space. The record is from RefSeq and is a predicted model, not a curated record. NCBI's taxonomy places the organism in Eukaryota, Viridiplantae, Streptophyta, Magnoliopsida, Lamiales, Pedaliaceae.